AUGAAGUUGGCUCGGCAGCUUCGUCUUGCACCUCACUGGACGGAGGUAGAGGUCUGCUCGGACAAUUGCCCCGUUGAGCUGGUCCUCUCCCCCGGUGUUGGAGCCGUUCUCCAGGGAGGCGUCAGCAGCGCCCAGCCCGUCAAAGCCGGCACCUGGCCUCUUGGUUCUCUUUCCACGGAUCAGCAAUGUGCAGACUUCUACCCGGCAUCGCCGCUUCGAUCGGUGAUACUCGCUGCCCCUGAACGCCCAGACAGAGAGGAUCUCCCGAAAUAUGACCGAGCCGCUUUGCUGGAUGUGGUCGGCGGCAAGGUCACGCUGACCCAGGGCGAUGGAGUUGUUGCUCGAUUGCAACUAGGAGGUGUGGCGUGGCUGACCACGCCCCUGCGGAGGCUGCCUCUGGACCCAGACAUCAUGGGUCAAGAUUCUCAAAUUGGCUACAGAAGGUCAGGCAACUUGGUGUUCCUCGAUGGUGUGCUUCCCAAAAUCAACUACUCGCAGGAGGACACCGUGAUCUGUGCACUUCCUCAGGGCUGCCAACCGAAGGGAGGCCGACGAUGGUAUCUGUCGGUCUGCUUCGAACAAGGCUACAUAUGCUUCCUUCGAUUCUUCCUGGAUUCGGCCGGCUUUCUUUCGGCAUGUCGGAGCCACCUGCAGGGCCGUGCUCGCGAUGGACAUUCCUACACUGUCCAGCAACGCAACCUUGGCGCUGUGGCGGCGUCUCUUUCGUCCGUGCGCUUCCUCCUGACGCCUGGGACGCCGCUAGAGCUGCUAGCAGGUGCGAAGCCACCUAAGCAGCAUGCAGCACGGAAGCAUCUGGCCUACUUGGGUCUCCAGGACGGCCCUGGUCUGGUUAACCGAAAGGCUCACGACGCUUACGUGUGGGGAAGCUGCCCAGACGAGUAUUGUGAGAGGACGGCUUGGCACCAGCUGCGCAUGGAGAGAAUGGUGCAGGCUCUGGCGAUUGGCCUUGCAAACGAUGAAUGGCUACUCCAUGAACUGACCAGUUUCCGCGACAACAUCCCAGCCCAAGCCACAACAGAAGCACAACCGGCGAGAUGUGAUGUAGCGGAUUAUGUUGCGCUGGUAACGCUUCACAGGCUGCUCGACAUGCAGCCUCGUGCGUUCCAGCCGUUGAUAACGGGCACGUGUGUAAAUCUGUUCGCUGUCCUCCAAACCUCUUUGAGGCAUGCCGUGGUAACGGCAAUGGCCGAAGAUGCUGGGAGCCAGUGCACCGACCUGUCUGGCAAGCCCUUGAAAGUUCCCACGGCCGCAGAGAAUUUGAGUUGGCUGGAAGUGGCUGAAGAAGUCUUGGAGAUUGAUCCUUGUGACUCAUCUCGGUGCUGUGGUGGAGGCCAUCUUGGAGCACGUGCGCACGCACCGCGUGACGCACAUUCAGGGCGAGACGGGAUGUGGAAAAAGCACCCAGGCGCGGCAACGGACAGCGCAAGGACAGUGCAUCAGACGGCUCCCGAGCGGGAGCUGGCGUGUCAGGUGCCGAAGUAUGUGAUGGAGGAUGCUGUGAAGAACGGGGAGGACCCAAAAAUAGUGGUGACGCAGCUGGGCGCUCGGGAAGUGGGCGCGAGCCGCCCAUCAUUGGCUGCAUGUCGCAGAGUGCCCAGGGGUGUGUUCGCUUCAAGGCCUCGGCGAAUGGCGGCGGUCAGCCUGGCCCGCCGCUGCGCUGCUGAGCUCGGCGAGGCCGUUCUUGGGAGCGCAUUCUUCCUUGCGUGCGCGUGCGUGCACCGCCGGGAGGGCGGGGGGCUUCGGCUUCGCACAAUGUUCUUGGGGCACAAUGUUCUUGGAACGAUGUCGGCUUCUCUGGUGCUUUGCUGUCAAGGAGCUGGGGAAGACCGUUGGAUACAAGAUCAGCAGCGCGGUGGUGACUCUGUCAGCGGGAAGCUUUGCUUUGCGACAACAGGCUUCCUCCUGCAGGUUCUCGUCAACCAGCCGGAGGAGUCCCUGGACUGA
This is a messenger RNA of Symbiodinium natans, 1965 nucleotides long. The record is from the annotation of a GenBank genome assembly. NCBI's taxonomy places the organism in Eukaryota, Dinophyceae, Suessiales, Symbiodiniaceae.